Molecule: messenger RNA, 666 nt
Organism: Morone saxatilis (striped sea-bass)
Lineage: Eukaryota; Metazoa; Chordata; Actinopteri; Moronidae
Gene: mkrn1
Product: makorin, ring finger protein, 1
Exons: 3
Biological process (GO): protein polyubiquitination
Molecular function (GO): metal ion binding; ubiquitin protein ligase activity
Source: RefSeq, a predicted model, not a curated record
ACUGUGACACUCCUGCUCCUCCUCAGGUUUGAACACUGUAAACCAACAAAGAACGAGGAGCCGCCAACCCCCCAGACGCUGCCGCUGCCCUCCGUCUCGCUGGUUGGCCCGUCCGAUCCAGAACCCAGUGGGCCAACACCUGGCCCAGGGGCCCCAGACUGGGUCAAUGCUGCCGAGUUUGUUCCGGGACAGCCAUACUGUGGACGGGCUGAGCCAGUGAAGGUGGAGAGCUCUGUCCCCCUCAUUGAGGAGUUUGACAGUGACGCAGCACCGGAUAACAAAGAGCUAAGGAAACAGCUCUGUCCGUAUGCCGCGGUCGGAGAGUGUCGCUACGGAAUCAACUGUGCCUAUCUCCACGGCGACGUGUGUGACAUGUGCGGCCUCCAGGUGCUCCACCCCACUGACAACAACCAGCGCUCAGACCACACUAAGGCAUGCAUCGAAGCCCACGAGAAAGACAUGGAGAUUUCAUUCGCCAUCCAACGCAGUAAGGACAUGAUGUGCGGCGUGUGUAUGGAAGUGGUGUUCGAGAAGGCCAACCCGAGCGAGCGCCGUUUCGGCAUCCUCUCCAACUGCAGCCACUGCUACUGUCUAAAGUGCAUCCGCAAGUGGAGGAGUGCCAAGCAGUUUGAGAGCAAAAUCAUCAAGUGAGUCACUUAUUGCAUU